GGCCGACGCUUGCACAGCCACCGCGUAUCAACUCAUGCCCAAAGUGCCCAAGCGUUCGAAGUCAACUUCGCCCUUCGCACACAAUCCUCACCACCGCAUAAGUCAGCCAUGUUCCGCAUAGCUCGCAGUAUACCCGCCAGUGCCGUCAGGCUCGCCGCAACCGCCUCGAGGCCUACCUUGACCCGCUACUUUUCGCAGACAGCUCCAUCACAAAGCCUUUUCACCGACUACGUCGACAAAGUUCGGCCGGCAAUCAAGGAGAUUACUGCCCGAGAGCUGAAUGGCCAAUUGACGAAGGAGCCUUUCAACCCUCCUGCAGAUUUGCACGUCUUGGACGUUCGGGAGCCCUAUGAGUGGAACGAGUUCCAUCUGCCAAAUGCGAUUUACACUGGACGUGGGACUCUGGAGGGCAAGAUUGAGAGUCUCGUCCCAAACACUGAGGACAGCAUCGUCGUCUACUGUGCUUCCGGCUACAGAUCCAUUCUCGCGGCAGAUGCUCUGAAGAAUAUGGGUUACAAGAAAGUAUAUAGCUUGAAGGGCGGAAUCAGUGCAUGGAAAGGCGCAGGAUUGCCUGUGUCGCAAAACCCCAACGUGGUAUUGUGAAUAGACCGCAGCGUGUGAGCCUGCAGCGGUUCCAUGGACGACUCUUCUCAAUCCUGGACAACGUCCUUACGGACAAGGGAGGUGGCUGGCCGGGGAACGUGUAAGCGUUCCAAAUUACGCGAGAGCGGCUUCAUCAAUGCUUUUGCGAAAGGGGGCUUAGGCGGCACUUUGUGUAGGAGAGGUCGACAUUUCAGGCGAGCACCCACUAUCCUUUAUAUAGUGGUCUGUAUAGUACUCCAUUGGAUGUUUGCUCAGGUUGUGUUUGUUCAAGUUCUGGCGGUUACUUCUUCCAAAUGAAAUUGAAUAGAGUCCUGGUUUCAAAUGUC
This is a messenger RNA of Fimicolochytrium jonesii, 929 nucleotides long. Its product is annotated as Rhodanese-like domain-containing protein. Gene Ontology annotation, molecular function: thiosulfate-cyanide sulfurtransferase activity. Gene Ontology annotation, cellular component: mitochondrion. Bases 109 to 603 code for a protein of 164 amino acids. The transcript is spliced from 4 exons. Lineage: Eukaryota; Fungi; Chytridiomycota; Chytridiomycetes; Spizellomycetales; Powellomycetaceae. The record is from RefSeq and is a predicted model, not a curated record.